ACGAAAAUUCUAUCGAUGGCAGUUAGACAGCAAAAUAAGUAAAAAUGGCGGUCACCAUGGAUUCUGUACGUGAAAAAGCUCUUCAAGAUUAUCGAAAAAAAUUAUUGGAACACAAAGAAGUUGAAUCGCGUCUCAAGGAAAUGAGAGAACACCUUAAGGAUCUGACAAAACAAUAUGAUAAGUCUGAAAAUGAUUUAAAGGCAUUGCAAAGUGUUGGACAGAUUGUUGGAGAAGUGCUAAAACAACUUACAGAGGAAAAGUGUAAAUAUAUACAUAUAUACAUAAACAUAUGUUCGGAAGGAACAAGCGCUGAUCGAGAAAUUCAGAGAACUUUAAUGGAAUUAUUGAAUCAGAUGGAUGGAUUUGAUUCUUUGGGCCAAGUUAAAAUGAUAAUGGCUACAAAUAGGCCUGAUACCUUGGAUCCCGCAUUACUACGACCAGGUAGAUUGGAUAGAAAGAUCGAAAUACCGUUACCUAAUGAACAAGCACGUUUAGAGAUUCUAAAGAUACAUGCCUUGCCAAUUGCUAAACAUGGUGAAAUCGAUUAUGAGGCAGUAGUUAAACUUUCGGACGGAUUCAACGGAGCUGAUUUAAGAAAUGUAUGCACAGAGGCCGGUCUGUUUGCAAUACGAUUAGAAAGAGAAUAUGUAAUACAAGAAGAUUUUAUGAAAGCUGUCAGAAAAGUUUCUGACAAUAAGAAACUCGAAUCUAAACUGGAUUAUAAACCUGUAUAAUUCGACAUAAUACUGUGUUAUUAUUUUGUAUUUUAAAAAUAACAUUAGAUAUCCAUUAAUUUUUCUAUGAUCCAAAUUUGGAUCAUUCAUUAUUGUCUUGGUAUAAUUACUUUUAUUUUCUACAAUGAAAUUAUUUCUAUAAAAGUUUAUUCAGCAUUAACAUUAACGAAUUACAUGAUACAAUUGAUAAUAUCAAUUGAUUCUAAUAUCAUUGAUGUAUAGAAUAAAAUAUAGACUUUUAUUUAUCC
Molecule: messenger RNA, 982 nt
Organism: Pogonomyrmex barbatus (red harvester ant)
Lineage: Eukaryota; Metazoa; Arthropoda; Insecta; Hymenoptera; Formicidae
Gene: Rpt4
Product: Regulatory particle triple-A ATPase 4
Molecular function (GO): ATP binding; ATP hydrolysis activity
Source: RefSeq, a predicted model, not a curated record